AUGAAACCUAGGGUUUCUGAAUCAAGUAGCAGGGUCGACAAAGAAGAAUCCAUUCAUGACAAUGUGCCUCUUAGGAUGGUCGCUCCUUCUAAUUUCCACAAGAAGAAGGGAAAACGUACUGGUGUCAGGAAGAGAAAAACUUUUAAAAAGGUUAGUUCAUCUGCCUAUGAGCAAUCUGAGCAUGAUAUGGACACUAUCAUGAGAGAUAUUGAUUCCUAUACUAAUGAUGAUAUUGAGUCUGAUGAUAUCCACACUUACCAACAUGUUAAACACAAUGUUGUACCUUUUGGAAAAACGUCUGGUGAAACCUAUGAGCCGCACAGUGAACCAUCUCCUAUAACUGUGAAUGUAUCUGUUUUUAAUGAAUGUCUGAAUGGCAUCCUGGAUGGAAAGGAUGUUACAUCAUAUUCUUCAAGUGAUGAAGAGCCUCAAAUGAAAAGGACUAAGGUUCAAAGAAAUAAGAGUGUGGUAGCUGAUAAGAAGAUAAACAACAAAUAA
This is a messenger RNA of Vicia faba (fava bean), 498 nucleotides long. Lineage: Eukaryota; Viridiplantae; Streptophyta; Magnoliopsida; Fabales; Fabaceae. The record is from the annotation of a GenBank genome assembly.